AUGGGUGGUAAUCUCGUUUACAGGGCCCUUGCUUGGGGCGGCGAUCUUUUGCUGCGUGUUCCUCAUUGUGAGGAUCAUCACGAUCUACUUCCCGGAGCGGGGGGCCUAUACCCCCAAGGACAUCGAGGAGCUCCGGGUUCACAUUCACAUUCGCACUUUACUUUGAACAUGCCGGCCAUUCCACCCCAGCCCUCAAUCCCGACCAUCGCCAUGGCGUCAAUGCCGGGAAUAACUUGCACCGCACACGGGCCUUGGUGGGGCCCGAUGAUCAACUAUAUUGUUGCGGCCAUUGUGACUGCAUAUGCCUUGAUUCGGUUGUCUGGUGGUGGUUUUCUAUUCGAGUUCGUUAUUGACUUUACCGAUGGCAAGCCAGUUGUGGAUCUCUCCGUUAGCCGACAAGCAGACACCAGCUACGAGUUCAGACAUCUGGCCUACCGUCGAUCCUGGGGCUCUGAAGGGACAACUGUUGGUCCCCUCAGGUUAAGUCUCUGA
Aspergillus terreus NIH2624 is the source of this 492-nucleotide messenger RNA. RefSeq lists its product as uncharacterized. The coding region runs from base 1 to 492 and encodes 163 amino acids. The transcript is spliced from 4 exons. The record is from RefSeq and is a predicted model, not a curated record. Lineage: Eukaryota; Fungi; Ascomycota; Eurotiomycetes; Eurotiales; Aspergillaceae.